AGCGUUCAGGAGUUUCUCGCUGCUUUCUAUCUGUUUUACUCAUAUGUAGUAAAGAACAAUGAAUUACUAAAAUUGUGGGCUGAAAAUUAUAAAUAUGAUCAUGACUGUGGAUAUAAUAAGCAGGUGUUUGAUGAAUUCUCUCUGUAUGGGUUACUAACAACAGCAGUUGAUCAAACUCUUCUGAGUGAAAAUGGGCACCUGGAUCUUUUUUUGAGGUUCCUGCUGGGUAUUUCAAUGGAGUCCAAUCAAAAACUCCUACAGGAUCUACUGACAAACACAGAAAACAGCUCAGAGACAAUCAGAGAAACCACACAGUACAUUAAAGAUGAAAUCAAGACAAAUGACAGUCUCUCCGCUGACAGAUCCAUCAAUCUGUUCCUCUGUCUGCUGGAAGUGAAAGAUCACACUCUGUACCAAGAGAUUCAGGAUUUUGUGAAAUCAGACAAACACUCAGAGAAUAAACUCUCUCCAGCUCACUGCUCAGCAAUAGCCUACAUGCUUCAGAUGUCAGAG
Sinocyclocheilus rhinocerous is the source of this 513-nucleotide messenger RNA. Its product is annotated as protein NLRC3-like. The transcript has a single exon. The record is from RefSeq and is a predicted model, not a curated record. The annotation marks the transcript as partial. NCBI's taxonomy places the organism in Eukaryota, Metazoa, Chordata, Actinopteri, Cypriniformes, Cyprinidae.